Nerophis ophidion (straightnose pipefish) is the source of this 870-nucleotide messenger RNA. RefSeq names its product vasoactive intestinal polypeptide receptor-like. The transcript has 7 exons. Lineage: Eukaryota; Metazoa; Chordata; Actinopteri; Syngnathiformes; Syngnathidae. Gene Ontology annotation, molecular function: vasoactive intestinal polypeptide receptor activity; G protein-coupled peptide receptor activity; peptide hormone binding. Gene Ontology annotation, cellular component: plasma membrane. Gene Ontology annotation, biological process: adenylate cyclase-modulating G protein-coupled receptor signaling pathway; cell surface receptor signaling pathway. The record is from RefSeq and is a predicted model, not a curated record. Bases 124 to 870 code for a protein of 248 amino acids.
GCUAAGAUGCGUCCGUGGUUGCGUCUUAUCUUUGUCCAUGUGAUGUCAUGAUCACGACUGUAAUCUAACGUCCUUGUCCUUAGUCAAAAGUCUUGCAGUCGUAUUUUGAACCAACUUGUCCACAUGAAGGAUUUGAAUCCUCCGCUCUUUUGUCUUUUAGGCAACCUGUCAAAGACUUGCACCGAGGACGGCUGGAGCCCCGUCAGCAUAGACAUAAAGGACUGCGGCUACAAUCCCAACAGCACCACGGAUGAUCAUUCGCAGAGGGACUUCUUUGACGCCAUCAUAGUGGGUUACACCAUCGGUCACAGCGUGUCCCUGGUCUCUCUCACCGCCGCCAUCAUCAUACUGUGCCUCUUCAGGAAGCUGCACUGCACCAGGAACUACAUCCACAUGCAUCUCUUUGUGUCCUUCAUCCUCAAGGCCAUCGCCGUCUUCAUCAAGGACGUCGUUCUGUACGAUGUCGGCGAGACGGACAGCUGCCAUUCGUCUGUGGGCUGCAAGGCGGUGGUUGUCUUCUUCCAGUACGGCAUCAUGGCCAGUCACUUCUGGCUGCUGGUGGAAGGCCUGUACCUCCACGCUCUCUUGGCCGUCUCCUUCUUCUCCGAGAGGAAGUACUUCUGGUGGUACAUCCUGAUUGGCUGGGGCGCUCCGACCAUCUUCAUUUCAGCCUGGGCGAUCACGAAGGCUUAUGUAAAUGAUUUUGGGUGCUGGGAUAUCAUUGAUGACAAGCUCUGGUGGAUCAUCAAAACGCCCAUUUUAGUAACCAUACUCGUCAACUUUAUUCUCUUCAUGUGCAUCAUCAGGAUUUUACGGCAGAAGAUGAAUUGCCCCGACAUUGGGAGGAAGGAAUCAAAUCAGUACUCGUAA